This is a messenger RNA of Aureococcus anophagefferens, 1176 nucleotides long. RefSeq lists its product as hypothetical. Lineage: Eukaryota; Pelagophyceae; Pelagomonadales; Pelagomonadaceae. The record is from RefSeq and is a predicted model, not a curated record. The coding region runs from base 1 to 1176 and encodes 391 amino acids. The transcript is spliced from 3 exons.
AUGGCGCCGCUGACCAUCGCCAAGGCGCUGCUCGUCAUCGGCGUCGGCGUCGGCGUGCGGCUGCCGGCGGCCUACGCGGCGACGGGCGACUCGGGCCUCACGUUCGUCGAGCGCGCGUUCGUCGCGCUUUCCUGGGCGCCCAACGGGGCAGGACAAGAGAGCGAAAUUCCCAACUUCAAAGGCUCAUAUCUCGGCCGUUUUCCACUCGUGCCCAAGGCGACGGUGCAGGCGGCGCUCGCGUCCGUGCCCGCGCAGAUCAUCGACAGCGACUCCCGCGGCGACGCGAUCCUGACGACGGCCGUGCUGAGCAUCCUGCUCACGGCGCCCGUCGGCUCCGUCUUCAUCCAGAAGCUGGGCCCGAAGUGGCUGAGCGCCGACGGCCCGGGCGGCCGGUCCAGCUCGAAGGAGUCCGCCGCGGCCGCGGACGCGGGCAAGGACGACGCGCUGCUCGGCGACGGCGUGGAGCUCGUCGACUCGAGCGACGCCGCGCCGCGCGACGACGACCACGGCGGCGACGGCAUGGAGCCCAUGCUGCGCAUCGACGCGGCGCUCGAGCGGAUCCGCGCGGAGCUCUCGUUCCUCGCGCGCCGCGUCGACGACGACGACGGCGCGACCGCGGCCCUGCUGCGGGCCAAGGACGGCCUCGAGUCCAUCGAGGCCGCGAACCGCGUCGCCGGCGAGCUCCUCACCUACAAGAUGCCGACGACGGUGCGCAUCGACACCGCGGGCAACUUCUUCAAGCUCCAGCGGAGCGAGAACGAGCAGGCGCAGGAGGAGGACGACAAGUCGGCGGGCAGCCGCACGAUGGGCCGGCGCCGGUCGAGCUUCAAGAUGACGGCCGUCGGGGGCCUCGUCCAGCGCCGGCCGUCGGCCGCGUCGGGCGCGCGGUCGCGCGCGGACUCGGGCGGCUCCGACGGCGGCGACGCCCAGGGCAGGACAAGGGUGAUUCAACGCGACGCCGGGCCCGGCAUCGCGAACUCGAACUUCGGGCGGUCCCUGUCCCUCGACGACGGCCUCCGCGCCCACUCCGGCACGACGCUCGAGGACCUCGCCGGCGCCGGGGACGCCGGGGGCGCCGGGGACGCCGGGGACGCCGGGGGCGACGUCGAAGCCGGGGACGCCGGGGACGCCGGGGGCGACGUCGAAGCCGGGGACGCCGGGGACGCCGGCUCCUAG